GUGCAACCACUCACACAUGUGCUCCUGCAUCGAAGGAAAAUCCGCCACGUACCGCCUUUCCUAUUGUGUUUUGCUCAAACCAAAGCCGUCCACAGAUCAGUUCUCAAUCGCACUCGUAACGUGUGGAAGGUAACGGUUGUCUUUUGUCCAACAGCAUCUGACCAGUCAUGGCUCUACGGAAUCUUACCAUCCACAUCAUUUUCCUUACAACCUUAAUCCUCGUGACUUUAUUGACUUUAUCCAGAUAUUAUCAGGAGCAACAACUUCAGCCGCUAGUGAUGAGAAACUGCGGGGGUACAAGCAACUCAUCGAUAGUUGGCAGCACCUCCAAGGAUGGCGCCUUCUAUCGUGCAUCAAACAUCGCUAAGUUUAACGAGGAUUGGGGAAAAAAGGUUUGCCCUCUGCAGGAUCUUCAUGACUUGACCAACUUCUUUGAAUAUAUAUAUACGUCAAUUGUUCCUUGUGAUUACAAGAUGAUGUUGGGAGGACGUCUGCUUGGUAAGUCUUCAAAAAUGGACGGAGACAAAUGGGUGUGCAUGGACAAGCAAUUCAAUAUUUCUCCAAGGAAUUGUUUGAUAUUCUCCUUUGGAGUCGGUGCUGACUGGUCUUUUGAGGAUGAAGCAGAAAAAAACUGGGCUGUGUUUGCCUUUGAUCCCACGAUCAACCAAAAGACUCACAACCGAACGAAGAAUAUAAGUUUCUUCAACCUGGGAAUUAGUGACAAGACUGGUCCUACAGUAAAAGUGAAGACAAACCGUUACAGCAACAUUCUUAGCGACCUGGGUCACCUCAACAGCACCAUUGAUAUCCUGAAGAUUGAUGUAGAGGGAAGUGAACUCCUCUUCUUUAAAGAUGUCUUCGAGCGCACACCUAAUCUCUUGAAAAAUGUUAAAUUUAUAGCGAUGGAGGUACAUAUUGGAGGACAAAAUAAAGAAAUUGGAAGGACACACACAUUGUUUUGGAACUACUUUCAACUGUUGGAUUGCUUCGGCUUCAAGAUAGUGUAUAGUGCUAUCAAUCCUUUCGUUGGGGGAAAGGUAGUGAAUGGAAGGCGUCGAGCCUGCUGUUAUGAAAUAGUGUGGGUGCAAGACCGUACCUGGUAACGCAAAAUCUCUAAGUUUCAUUUAUCCAUAACAGUAGAAACAACAAAGUAAUAAAAAAAAUUGUUUACAAU
Portunus trituberculatus (swimming crab) is the source of this 1174-nucleotide messenger RNA. RefSeq lists its product as uncharacterized. The record is from RefSeq and is a predicted model, not a curated record. Bases 168 to 1103 code for a protein of 311 amino acids. The transcript is spliced from 8 exons. Lineage: Eukaryota; Metazoa; Arthropoda; Malacostraca; Decapoda; Portunidae.